AUGCUUUCUUCGUUUUGUGGUGAAAACUGUCCGGUACGUUUUUCAGAAACAUUUUUCUUAAAAAACCAAGGCUGGACUAAUUUCGGCCCAGGCUUUUCGAAGACUUUUGACCCACUUGCAAUAAUCCAAUCGGGAUCAAUCUUUGCAGGCUUCUUGGAGUUGGAUUCAAGUAUGUUGGGUACAAGUUUCAGACCAAUCAGAUUAUCUGGUCUCGAGAUAUACUGGUUUGAGGCCGAAAUGCCGGGUUGUUGCAAAAAUUGCGGCCCUUCCGGCCUCAAACCAGUAUAUCUCGUGACCAGAAAAUCAGAUCAGUCUGAAACUCGGACCCAACAUACCUUAAUCCAACUCCAAGAAGCCUGUAAAGUUUGGGUCCGAUUGGAUCAUUGCAAGUGAGCCAAUAGUCCAAGCGCCUUUGCUGAAAUUUGCCCAGUCCUGCCAAAAAACCCCUAAAUUGUUUGCAGUUUACGACGGGUUUGCCGAACGCGUCGUUAUGUGCACAACACACGUGGCUCGUCUGGGUUCCCACCGCCUUUUUCCUGCUCACACUGCCGUUUUUGACCGCUCAGUGCCACUUGAACGCCCAGCGUUUCGAUAGGCUUCCGUUCAGCUUUCAUUUCAUACUCAAAUUGGUGAGUUUAUCGAUUUUUCGGUUUUCGACGUAAAAACCGUAAAAAUCGGAAAAAAACAUGCACUGAUUGAAAAAACAUUAAUAUUUUUUGCAGGUACUCACCUCGUUUCUUGCCCUUAACUCGUUGUUCACCUGGUGCUAUGUGCUCUUCUCGUCGCAGUCUUUCGCGCCCGCAUAUUACGUUUAUCCGGCAUUAUGGGUUGUUACUUGGGUACGUAAAAUAAAAGUAUUGGCUGAAAAAUCGGCAACACCUUGUUUUCUGAUGUUUUUGAGCACGUUUCGAGUUUAGCGCAGUAAAAAACGGUUUUCAGUCGAGGAAAGUCUGAAAAUGCCUGUUUUAAAGCUCAAUAGAAUGGUAUUCGUGUCAUUUUCGUUGGCUGGCCCCUGGCCUGGACAUUUGAUCCACCUGCUAUGAUCCGAUCGGACCGAAUCUUUGCAAGCUUUUAGGAUUUGGAUUGAGGAUUGAGGUAUAAGUUACAACCAGUUCAAUUCAAGUCCAAGAAGCCUGCAAAGUUUUGGUUCGAUCGGAUCAUUGCAGGUGGGUCAAAAACUCGGGCCGGUCAAAUGCCCAGCCCUGCAAAAAACCCGGUUUAGUGAUUAAUUGCGUUUCUUCCAGACGGGUACACUAGUGGUGCAUCUCGUUCGUCUCCGCUGCGGUCUCGUCUCGUCGGGCAUUCAACACGUGACGGCGCUCGUGUUCGUCGUGUGCGGCGGCCCCGAAUUCUACCAAAGGGUCCGUGAAGGCCACGAGAUCGCGGGCGUGCUCGGCUCGGCGCUCUCGAUCGCCUAUCUCAGCUGGUACUCGGCGCUCGUUCUCUACGCAUUCUUCCUUUGUUUCGCCGAUCCGAGAGCCGGAGAUGUGAAGGGAGCUCAAUCGCCGGAGCUCCAGAGCUCUUUUAUCAAUAGACUGACUUUGUGGUGGUUCAACAGUGUGCCCUGGACGGGAGCGAAACGGGAUUUGGAGGUAUCCCCACAAAGAUUUGCAUAAUAUUUGGAAAUGAUCAUUGUUUCACAGAUUGACGAUAUUUUCGAGCUGAACGAACGCAGUGGCACACAAUUUCUCAGCGAAACAUGGGAAUUCUUCUGGGAGCCAAAGAGAUUGAGUAGGAAAUUAGACGUUUUGCUGUUCGCUGUUCGAUGACCGGGACUUUUGGACCGUUUGCAAUUUUUCGAUCAGGCUCAAACUUUGCAGACUUUGGUACUUGGAUUGAAGGAUUUCGGCCCCAAGUUUCAGACCGAUAGCAUUAUCUUGUCCCGAGACAUUGAUUUAAGCCUAAAACUCAUAGUUUUUGCGAAAAGCCUGGAGUUUUAGGCCCUAAAUCAUUUAUUAUAUUUUGGGACCAUCCGUCUUAAACUUGGACCCAAAAUACUUCAAUCCAAGUCCCAGAAGUCUACAAAGUUUGAGCCUGAUCGGAAUAUUGCGACUAGUCCAAAAGUCCAGGCCCAGGCCCAGGAUCGAACCAAAAAGAAUCGAUUGAAUAAUUUCUAUCAGCAAAUGGGUAAAACAUGCCGGAAAAAUUGUGUUGUUGUUCAGAAUACAUCCACGAGAACAGUAUCUGGGCGAAAACGGACCCGGCCGAUCGGAAAGCGCCGGUGAUGCUUCCGUCCGUCGUUUCCACACUGUUCGUCAUCUUCCGAUGGGAAUUUUUGCUCGCUUCCACAUUGAAAUUCGCCUCGGACACUAUGCAAUUCGCCAGUCCCUUCUUGUUACAGUACGUAAAAUGUUUGUUUCAAAAAAGGGAAAACAUUUUGCAGCGAACUCCUCGAUUUCGUCUCGACGCCUCACGCGCCGUUCUGGAAAGGAAUGGCGCUGAGUAUUCUGAUGUUUUCGACGUCCGAAUUGCGUUCGCUCAUCCUCAACGGCUAUUUCUACAUUAUGUACCGAAUGGGCACCAAAAUCCAGACGGCCCUCACGGCGGCCGUUUACAAAAAGACGCUGCUUCUGUCGAAUGCGGCGCGUCGCGAUCGGACCGUCGGCGAAAUUGUGAAUUUGAUGGCGAUCGACGUGGAACGCUUUCAGAUGAUCACGCCUCAAAUCCAGCAAUUCUGGAGUUGUCCCUAUCAAAUCACUUUUGCGCUCGUCUACCUCUUCAUCACUCUGGGCUAUUCAGCGAUUCCGGGCGUCGUCAUUAUGAUCAUCUUUAUUCCGAUGAAUAUUAUCUCGUCGAUGGUCGUCCGCAAGUGGCAAAUGCAGCAGAUGAAGUUGAAGGACGAUCGGACGAAAAUGGUGAACGAGGUGUUGAACGGCAUAAAAGUGGUCAAGUUGUACGCGUGGGAGGUGCCGAUGGAGGCCUACAUUGAGGAGAUUCGUUCGAAAGAGCUGGCGCUCAUCAAAAAGUCCGCGAUGGUCCGCAACAUUUUGGACUCGUUCAACACCGCGAGCCCGUUCCUCGUCGCACUCUUCUCGUUUGGCACUUUUGUGCUCUCCAACCCCGAUCAUCACCUGACUCCCCAAAUCGCAUUCGUCUCGCUGACCCUUUUCAACCAACUCCGUUCCCCGAUGACUAUGAUCGCGUUGCUCAUCAAUCAGACGGUCCAGGCGGUGGUUUCGAACAAGAGACUCAAAGAAUUUCUGGUGGCCGAGGAGAUUGACCGAAAUGGCAUUGAUCGCUCCGAGAACAUCGAUAGAAGUCAUAACGCGGUGACUGUGGAGAAUUUGACGGCGACUUGGGAGGAUCCGGAAGACGUCGAAAGACACGCGACGCUGGAAGAUGUGGAGCUGACGGCGCCGCGCAACUCGUUGCUGGCAGUUGUGGGCAAAGUUGGAGCCGGCAAGAGUAGUCUGCUUCAAGCGUUGCUCGGCGAAAUGGCCAAACUGCGCGGACGGAUCGGAGUGAACGGACGCGUGGCCUAUGUGCCCCAACAGCCGUGGAUUCAGAAUAUGACACUGCGCGACAAUAUCACGUUUGGACGGCCGUUCGAUCGAAAACGCUACGAUCAAGUGUUGUACGCGUGCGCCCUGAAAGCGGAUAUCAAAAUAUUGCCGGCCGGCGAUCGGACAGAAAUUGGCGAGAAGGGCAUCAAUUUGUCGGGCGGGCAGAAGGCGCGCGUCUCGCUCGCACGGGCCGUCUAUCAGAAUCUCGACGUCUAUCUGCUCGACGAUCCGUUGUCGGCGGUCGAUGCGCACGUCGGACGGCACAUUUUCGAGAAGGUGAUCGGGCCGAACGGAAUGCUCAGAGAGAAGACGCGGAUUUUGGUGACGCACGGAUUGACGUUCACCAAGUUUGCCGAUGAGAUUAUCGUUAUGCAUGGUGAGUAAAAACCUUUUUUUUUUGUUUUAGAAAUUCCAGAAUUUUCUAAAAUUCAUCAUUCAAUUCUCCAUCUUUGACAUGACUUUUUCGGCAAACAACUGAACAAUUCCAGACGGUCAAAUUCUGAAAACGGAACUUUCGAUGUGCUAAUGAAGAAGCGCGGCGCUUUCUUCGAUUUCAUGGAAGAGUACAAAUCGUCGUCGGACAGCGACGCGAGCAGCGAAAUUUCGGACUUUGAGGAAAUUGGCGGAGAAAAGGCGGAUUAUGUGAAUCCGGAGGACGUCGUUUUGACGGUCACCAACGAUUUGGAUGAGACGUAAUAAUCCUUUUUAAAAAAUAAUUAUUUCCUUUUUUCAACGUGCAUUUCUGCAGUGUCAGAUUACUUUUCAAUUUUCUCCCCGAAUACCUUCUUCAAUUUUUUAAAGUUUCAGAAUGCGAACUCCCGAGCUGACGACGCAAAUUUCGACAAUGUCGUCGCCGGAAAAAUCGCCAGAAAAGCUGAUCAAAAAAGAGGAAGUGGCGCAGGGAAAAGUGGAAGUUGCCACGUACCGAUUGUACGUGAAAGCGGCCGGCUACUCGCUGAGCGUCGCCUUCAUCGCCUUCUUCGUCUUCAACAUGACCAUGCAGAUUCUGAGAUCGUUCUGGCUGUCCGCCUGGUCCGACGAGUACGAUCCGGAAGAACCGGCCGCGCAUCCGAUGGCCGUCGGAUGGAGAUUGGGUUAGGGUUUCUUCACAUUUUCUAGCUAAUUUCUCACAAAAUUUUAUGGAUAAUCGGUCGAGAAAAGCAAAUUCGAAACAGGAAAGAACACAGUGUUUUUCCGUCUACUCUCAAUUUACCCGUAGCAAAAAUAUUCGAUUGCAGGUGUGUACGGAGCGUUGGGAUUCGCGGAAGUCGGCUGCUUCUUCGUCGCCCUCCUCGCGCUCGUCUAUGUGGGCCAACGAGCGUCGAAAAACCUGCACGGACCGCUGAUCCACAACCUGAUGCGCUCUCCGAUGUCGUUCUACGACACCACACCCCUGGGACGCAUUCUGAAUCGGUGCGCCAAGGACAUUGAGACGGUCGACAUGCUGCUGCCGAUGAACUUCCGAUAUCUGGUGAUGUGCGUGCUCCAGGUCGCCUUCACGCUCAUCGUCAUCAUCAUUUCGACGCCGCUCUUCGCCGUCGUCAUUCUUCCGUUGGCGCUCAUUUAUUUGGUCUUUUUGGUAGGGAAGAAUUGAUUCUCACAGUCUCCAUAUCUUACAAUAGGAGGCCGCGAUCAUAUUAUAAGUUCUGGAGACCGUGAAGCGUGAAAGAAAACGUCGCCUGGCUCGGGCCGGCACGUUUAAAUUCAAACAAUUUUCUAUGUUUUCCUUAAAUUGCGAAUUACUUCAGAAAUACUACGUGCCGACAUCGCGGCAGUUGAAACGGCUGGAAAGUGUGCACCGCUCGCCAAUCUACUCGCACUUUGGGGAGACCAUUCAGGGCGCCGCCUCGAUCCGCGCAUUCAACAAGGUCGAAGAGUUUCGCGACCACUCGGCCACAAUUGUCGACACUUUUAUCCGUUGCCGCUACUCGAGUCUCGUCGCCAAUCGAUGGCUCGCCGUUCGCCUCGAGUUUGUCGGAAAUUGCAUUGUGAGUAGUUGCUCUCGGCCUCUCCCUCUGCAACUUUUACCUAACUUCUGCUCAAAAGCCGCUCAUGUUAUACACCCCAACGUUUGCGGAGAAGUUACAGAGGUUUACCGUGAGAGGCAAUGAAACAAUUGGAAACAACUGAAUCUAUGGUUUUCACUUGUUCCAACAGUCCUUGAACACGUUAUAAUCUCACAAAAUUCUAUUUUCAGAUCUUCUUCGCCGCCCUCUUUGCCGUUCUCUCCAAAGAGUUUGGAUGGGUCGAAAGUGCCGGAGUGAUUGGAGUCUCCGUUUCGUACGCUCUCAAUGUACGCUUUAUCCCACCCAAAAAAAAAUCCGAUUCCCCGCCAAAUUUGCAGAUCACAGAAGUGCUCAACUUUGCGGUGCGUCAAGUCUCGGAAAUCGAGGCGAACAUUGUCAGUGUGGAAAGAGUGAACGAGUACACGAACACGCCGAACGAGGCGGCGUGGCGGAUUGACGGAAAAGCGCCGGCGGAGGGGUGGCCGAGUCGCGGAGUCGUCCGAUUCGAUCGAUAUUCGACGAGGUACCGCGCCGGACUCGAUCUCGUCCUCCACGGAAUCUCUGCCGACGUGGCGGCCGGCGAAAAGAUUGGAAUCGUCGGACGCACUGGAGCAGGUAGAAACGUUUUUAACCGUUUUUCUUGCUCACAUUUCUAUGGAACAUUCAUUAGAGCUGUUUCGCGAAUAAAAACAUUCCUCCAAGUUUCAGGAAUUUAUUACCACGAUGGUAAGGUCAGAAAUGUUGUAAUUGUGAUGUUUUUGUCAAAUGUUUCCGAACAAUUUUUUCCAAAAAUGUGACAUUUUAGGAAAAUCCUCGUUCGCGCUUGCCCUAUUCCGGAUGGUCGAAGCGGUGGACGGCCGGAUAAUCAUUGAUAACGUGGAAAUUUCGGGAAUUGGACUGCACGAUUUGCGCUCGAACAUUACGAUCAUUCCGCAAGAUCCGGUGCUCUUUUCCGGCUCGCUCCGCUUCAAUUUGGACCCGUUUUCGACGUAUUCGGACGAAAUGCUUUGGAAAGCGCUGGAAUCGGCACAUUUGAAGACGUUCGCCGCCAAUCUGCCCGACGGAUUGUUGUACAAAAUCAGCGAGGCCGGAGAGAAUUUGAGGUAAAAUUUGGGAAAACAAUUGAUGAAGGACGAAAACAACUUUUAAAUAAAAACUACUCAAACAGUUGUUCAAACUCUGUGUGUAACUAUAGAACAUUCAUCAAUGUUCCUAAUUUUUCAGUGUCGGCCAACGGCAACUGGUGGCCCUGGCGCGUGCGCUGCUCCGUCACACAAAAGUGCUCGUGCUGGACGAGGCGACGGCGGCUGUCGACGUGGCAACCGACGCGCUCAUUCAGGAGACGAUCCGGACGGAAUUCAGAGAUUGCACAGUGUUCACGAUUGCCCAUCGCCUCAACACUAUCAUGGACUACGACAGGUUAGCAUCCGAACAAAAGAACAAUUGCAGGGGCAACAGGCCGGUCCACGCUUUUUGAGGCCAGUAAUAAUCCGAUUGGACCCAAACUAUGCAUGAUUCUCGGACUUGAAUUGAAGUAGUUCCGAUCCAAGGCUGUCAAAAACAGGGCCGCGGCCUCCUGUUUCGGUAGGCCGCCGUGACAAAUUCUCAGCCUCAAACAAGAUGCUCCGAUCGGUCUGAAACUUAGACCCAGCUCAAUUUAAUUCAAAAAGCCUGCAAAGUUUGGUACUGAUCAGAAUAUUGCAAGUGGGUCAUCCCUGGAUUUUGGCCCGCCGUUUUCAUACGCUUCCUAGUAAGCCCCUGACAAUUUUGAGAAUUGAAUUCGGCCUUUGCCGAGAACAGUUUCUCGUCUGAAAGCGUCAUGAAAUGGCCGCCAUGACACUCAACAGGAUUUUUGACAUUUGGAUCCGUUUCAACUCAUUGCCAGUUAAGAUUAGAACGGCUUGUGUUCACAUGAUUCAGUGUCCUGUAGUUCUUCUUGAUUAUGUUAAUUUCAUCCACAAAAUAAUGCGUUUUUGCAGAAUAAUGGUGCUCGACAAGGGCGCAAUUCUGGAAUUCGACUCUCCGGACGCGCUGAUGGCCGACAAGAACAGUGCGUUUGCGAGAAUGGUGGCCGACGCGGCGGAUCAGGACAAACAACAGAACUAA
Molecule: messenger RNA, 7615 nt
Organism: Caenorhabditis sp. 36 PRJEB53466
Lineage: Eukaryota; Metazoa; Nematoda; Chromadorea; Rhabditida; Rhabditidae
Source: the annotation of a GenBank genome assembly